Messenger RNA from Doryrhamphus excisus (bluestripe pipefish), 3166 nucleotides. It is a transcript of the gene psmd1, whose product is annotated as proteasome 26S subunit, non-ATPase 1. Gene Ontology annotation, molecular function: enzyme regulator activity. Lineage: Eukaryota; Metazoa; Chordata; Actinopteri; Syngnathiformes; Syngnathidae. Gene Ontology annotation, biological process: regulation of protein catabolic process; proteasome-mediated ubiquitin-dependent protein catabolic process. Gene Ontology annotation, cellular component: nucleus; proteasome storage granule; proteasome regulatory particle, base subcomplex. The record is from RefSeq and is a predicted model, not a curated record.
AGUGGCCGGGACCUCCGGCUUUGUCAAAUAGAAGUUAGCAACAGCUACGUCAGGAUUUCGCUGUUGUGCAUAUGCUAAAAAAUAUUUUACCUAACUAAAUUAUACAAGUUCUCACGUAAGAUUUAUAACUUUUGACUCGGAGUAGAGGAGCUAAUACUUCGCCCAGCAUGAUAACAUCGGCGGCUGGAAUUAUUUCCCUCCUUGAUGAGGAGGAACCACAACUCAAGGUGUUUGCACUGCAGAAGCUGGACUACCUUGUCAAUGACUUCUGGGCAGAAAUUUCAGGAUCUGUUGACAAAAUCGAGGUCUUGUAUGAAGAUGAGACGUUCCGGAACAGAGAAUUUGCUGCUCUGGUGGCCUCUAAGGUUUUCUAUCAUCUUGGCGCCUUUGAGGAAUCGCUGAACUACGCACUUGGCGCUGGAGAUCUCUUCAAUGUCACAGAUGACUCUGAAUAUGUGGAAACCAUCAUUGCCAAAUGCAUUGAUCAUUACACCAAGUUGCGUGUGGAGAACGCUGAGCUGCCAGAGGAUGAGGAGAGGAAAAGUAUCGACCCUCGCCUUGAGGGUAUUGUCAACAAGAUGUUCCUGCGGUGCCUAAACGAUCACAAGUACAAGCAGGCCAUUGGCAUCGCCUUGGAAACGCGUCGCUUAGACAUGUUUGAGAAGACUAUCUUAGAAUCGAACGACGUCAGUGGCCUCCUUGCCUACAGUCUGAAGGUGUGCAUGUCCCUCAUGCAGAACAAGAAGUUCCGCAAUGAGGUGCUGCGGGUUCUGGUCAAGCUCUAUAUGAACCUGGAGAAGCCUGACUUCAUCAAUGUCUGUCAGUGCCUGAUAUUCUUGGAUGAUCCUCAAGCUGUUAGUGACAUCUUGGAAAAGUUGGUGAAGGAGGACAACCUACUGAUGGCCUACCAGAUCUGCUUUGACCUGUAUGAGAGUGCCAGCCAGCAGUUCCUCUCCUCUGUCAUCCAGAACCUGAGAACUGUAGGAUCACCGAUCCCCGCAGUUCCUGGCUCCACAAAUACUGGCACUGUGUCCACUCCAGACAAAGAAAGUGACGCAAUGGAGACAGAUGACAAAGCGGGUAGCUCCCCUGCAGGAAAACAAGCAGACACGAAAGAAGAGCCCAAAGACCAGAACGCCAAGAUGAUCAAAAUCCUCAGCGGGGAGAUGGCCAUCGAGCUACACUUGCAGUUCCUGAUUCGAAACAACAACACUGAUCUGAUGAUCCUCAAAAACACAAAGGAUGCUGUCCGAAAUUCAGUGUGCCACACGGCCACAGUCAUCGCCAACUCUUUCAUGCAUACAGGCACCACAAGUGACCAGUUCCUCAGAGAGAACCUUGAAUGGCUCGCGAGGGCCACCAACUGGGCAAAAUUCACAGCGACAGCGAGUCUUGGUGUUAUUCACAAGGGUCACGAAAAAGAGGCACUUCAGUUAAUGGCCACGUACCUGCCAAAGGACACGUCCCCUGGCUCUGCCUACCAGGAGGGUGGUGGUCUGUAUGCUCUUGGCCUCAUCCAUGCCAACCAUGGCGGCGACAUCAUUGACUACCUGCUCAGUCAGCUGAAAAGCGCCAGCAAUGACAUUGUUCGUCAUGGGGGGGCUCUUGGUCUGGGUCUCGCCGCAUUGGGAACCGCUCGACAGGACGUGUAUGAUCUCCUCAAGUCUAAUCUCUACCAGGAUGAUGCCGUCACUGGUGAGGCUGCUGGCCUGGCCCUGGGUCUGGUCAUGCUUGGCUCCAAAUCGGCUCAGGCCAUUGAGGACAUGGUGGGCUACGCACAAGAGACACAACACGAGAAGAUCUUGCGUGGCCUGGCUGUGGGGAUUGCUCUGGUCAUGUACGGGCGCAUGGAGGAGGCCGACGCCCUGAUUGAGAGUCUCUGCAGAGACAAGGACCCCAUCCUGCGGCGGUCCGGGAUGUACACCGUCGGCAUGGCUUACUGUGGCUCUGGGAACAACAAAGCCAUCCGACGCCUGCUGCACGUCGCUGUGAGUGACGUAAACGAUGAUGUCAGGAGGGCCGCUGUCGAGUCCAUUGGUUUCAUCUUAUUCAGAACUCCUGAGCAGUGUCCCAGUGUGGUGUCCCUGUUGUCGGAGAGCUAUAACCCUCACGUCCGUUGUGGUGCCGCCAUGGCUUUGGGCAUCUGCUGCGCUGGGACAGGCAACAAGGAAGCCAUUAAUCUGCUGGAGCCUAUGACCAAUGACCCGGUCAACUAUGUGAGACAAGGUGCUCUCAUUUCCUCCGCCCUCAUUAUGAUCCAGCAAACGGAAGUAACCUGCCCCAAGGUGAACCAAUUCAGACAGCUUUAUGCAAAGGUGAUCAAUGAUAAGCACGAUGAUGUGAUGGCCAAGUUUGGUGCCAUACUGGCCCAGGGCAUCCUUGAUGCAGGUGGACGUAACGUGACCAUCUCCCUGCAGUCCAGGACCGGCCACACACAUAUGCCAUCAGUAGUAGGCUUGCUCGUCUUUACCCAGUUCUGGUUCUGGUUUCCCCUCUCCCACUUCUUGUCCUUGGCCUUCACACCCACCGCCAUAAUUGGCCUCAACAAGGAUCUCAAGAUGCCCAAGGUGCAGUAUCGUUCCAACUGUAAGCCGUCUACCUUCGCGUACCCACCAGCGUUGGAGGUUCCCAAGGAGAAAGAGAAGGAGAAGGUAUCCACUGCUGUUCUCUCCAUCACGGCCAAAGCAAAGAAGAAGGAGAAGGAGAAGAAAGAAAAGGAGGAGGAGAAGAUGGAAGUGGAGGUGCAGGAGGGCGAGAAGGAGAAGAAGGACGAGGAGAAAGAGAAGAAGAAGGAGUCGGAGCCAAACUUCCAGCUCCUGGAGAACCCGGCCAGAGUGAUGCCGGCCCAGCUGAAAGUCCUUAACAUGCCCGAGAGCUGUCGCUACCAGCCCUUUAAACAGCUGCACACAGGCGGCAUCAUCAUCAUGAAGGACACCAGCGAGGAAGAGGAGGAGCUGGUGGAGCCCGUUCAUGCUCACGGCCCCAAAAUCGAGGAGGAGGAGCAGGAGCCCGAGCCGCCUGAGCCCUUCGAGUACAUCGACGAGUAGAAAAGAAAAGCUUCCACACCUCCUCCUCCUUUUCCUCCUCCUUCCCAUGUUUCCCCAUUGGCCUUUUUACAUGUUACCCUUGUAUCAGUUGUGUCAAUACAAUAAAAAGUCAUCCAUAA